UGUUUCCUGCAAAGAGAAUUACAUUUCUCCAGCAGCCAGACUCGUCCAGUCGUCUUCUACAGGCACACUAAAAUGGCGUCGGCUCCGGCAGAUUACAGCACAUACAGUCAGACCACUGCCCAGCAGCAAGGGUAUGCUGCUUAUGCUGCCCAGCCGACACAAAGCUAUGGGCAGUCUGCACAGCAGACCUAUGGUCAACAGAGUUAUGGAUCAUAUGCCCAACCUGCUGCUGCUGAUGGAAGUUACACUCAGACAACGCCUGCUGCUGCAGGCUAUACUCAGCAGCAGCAGCAACAGUAUGGAUCCUCAUAUGCCCAGCCAGCAGCAGCUGGCUAUCCUGCUGCCCAGUCAACCACUAAUACCUACUCCCAGUCAACCCAGAGUUAUGGAGCCAGUGGUUAUGACAGCACUCCUGCUGCUGCUGCGCCUGCUGCCUCCCAGUCUUACGGCUCUCAGCCAGGGUAUACUGCCCAGUCUGCCUACCCUGGUUAUGGCCAGCAGGCUGCUCCCACUGCACCACAGAGCUACAAUGCUAGCAGCCAGCCAGCCAGUUACAGCCAAAGUAGCUACUCCCAGCCAGCAGCUUAUGGCCAGCAACAAUCUGGCUACCAAGCCCAGCAGGCUAGCUAUGGUCAGCAGCCGGGGUACCAGCAGCAGACUCAGCAGCAGCAACAGGCUCCUCCUGCUUACCCUCCUCAGGCUUCUGGUUCCUAUGGUCAGCCUCCAGCAAGCCAGUACAGCCAGCAAGGUGGACCUCCUAGUUACAACCAGUCCAACCAUUACAGUAAUUACAGGCAGGAUGGCCAGGGUGGAAGUUCUGGUUACUCUGGCUCUGAGUCUUCAAGGUAUGCCGGGUCAGGGGACAGCAGAGGCCCUGGCCGGGAUGGCUUUGAUCGUGGUGGAAUGAUGCACCGUGGCCGUGGAGGCCGUGGAAUGGGCAGCGCUGGAGAACGAGGUGGCUUCAGUAAGCCUGGUGGACCAAUGAACAGCGAUGAGCGUGAAAUUGGACGACCUGAAGAGCAGGAUGACUCUGAAAACAGCACAAUCUACAUCACAGGAUUGACUGAGAAGGCUACCUUGGAGGAAAUGGCUGAAUUCUUUAAACAUGUUGGCCCCAUCAGGAUUAACCGCAGACUUGGCCAGCCUGCCAUCAACAUAUACACAGACAAGGACUCAGGAAAGCCCAAAGGAGAUGCCACCCUUUCCUACGAGGAGCCAAUCUGUGCCAAAGCAGCUGUAGAGCAUUUUGAUGGAAAGGAGUUCCAAAGUCGAAGGCUGAAGGUGUCGAUGGCACGCCGCAAGCCCAUGAUGGGUGGAAUGAGGGGCGGGAUGCCCAUGAGAGAUGGUAUGAUGGGUCGUGGAGGUAUGAUGGGCCGUGGAGGAGGAGGAGGAGAGCGUGGCGGGUUCGUCCCACGUGGCGGUCCUCGUGGGAUGGGUCGAGGUGGACCCACAGGAGGCAACAUGCAGCAGAGAGCUGGGGACUGGGAGUGUCCAAACCCGGGUUGUGGCAACCAGAACUUUGCCUGGAGGAUGGAGUGUAACCAGUGCAAAGCACCCAAACCAGAAGGGUUAGGUGGUGGCCCUCCUUUCCCCCCUGGAGGUGACAGAGGCAGAGGUGGAAUGGGGAUGCGUGGAGGCAGAGGUAUGGACCGUGGUGGGCCAGCCGGAGCUGGAGGCCCAGGUGGUCCUGGAGGUUUCCGUGGAGGUUGGGGAGGCGACCGUGGUGGCUUCAGAGGACGCGGUGGAAUGGAUAGAGGGGGUUUCCGUGGAGCCGGGCGUGGAGGACCACCCAUGGACCGAAUGGGUGGCAGAGGUGGAAGAGGAAUGGGCCCGCCAGGUGGAAAGAUGGAUAUGAGGGACCAUCGCCAGGAACGCAGAGAGCGACCCUAUUAAGAAACUUGUUGACUUUUCCUCUUGUGGAAUUCGAUUUUUAAGAUCAUUUUUAAUUUAUGAUUCCAUAUUGCAAUGGUUAUAGAGCUGCUUUCAAACAUCCUGUGCAGUUUCAUUCAACUCCUGUUUCCAUUUUUUAUUUAGUUUACCCAUGUUUAUUCCGCAUCUUAUAUUGUGCAUGUUUCUUUUGUUGCUUUUUUUAAAUGUGCUGAUUAGAUUUGACAUUGUUGUAAAAUGCUUCUUUUUUUCAUUUGUUACCUUAAUUGCUUCCCCUUUCCCAUAACUAGCAAUUGUAAGACGACAAAUUUGGGAAAUAAAGUUUUACUGAUUUGA
This is a messenger RNA of Cyclopterus lumpus (lumpfish), 2223 nucleotides long. RefSeq names its product RNA-binding protein EWS-like. Gene Ontology annotation, cellular component: nucleus. The transcript has 15 exons. The record is from RefSeq and is a predicted model, not a curated record. Gene Ontology annotation, biological process: regulation of DNA-templated transcription. Lineage: Eukaryota; Metazoa; Chordata; Actinopteri; Perciformes; Cyclopteridae. Gene Ontology annotation, molecular function: transcription coregulator activity; RNA binding. The coding region runs from base 73 to 1893 and encodes 606 amino acids.